Molecule: messenger RNA, 2045 nt
Organism: Ailuropoda melanoleuca (giant panda)
Lineage: Eukaryota; Metazoa; Chordata; Mammalia; Carnivora; Ursidae
Gene: TMEM140
Product: transmembrane protein 140
Exons: 3
Coding region: 183-737 (184 amino acids)
Source: RefSeq, a predicted model, not a curated record
GCGAGCGGGGCCGCCGCCCGGGACCGCGUCCGCCCGCUCGGCCCGGCUCCCCCCGCCCCUCCGGAGCCUGCGGCGGGGGCGCCUGCGGGAAACCCGCGCACCCCGCCUGCCCGCCUGGCCGGCCGCGCGCUGCGCCUCUUCUGCGCGUACCCGCAAGGCAACGGUGCAAAGCGCAGGAGAAAAUGACCAUCCGCAGACCAAGGCGGGCGGAGCAGCUGCUGUUCCUGGGCAUCAUGGUCACCACGGCCGCGGUCAUCUCCCUGCUGUUCUACGCUCUCCUCUGGAAGGCCGGCAACCUCACAGACUUGCCCAACCUCAGAAUCGGCUUCUACAACUUCUGCCUGUGGGACGAGGGCACUGGCUCCCUGCGGUGCCACCAGUUCCCUGAGCUGGAGGCCCUGGGUGUGCCGCGGGUUGGCCUGGCCCUGGCCAGGCUUGGUGUGUAUGGGGCCCUGGUCUUCACGCUCUUUGUCCCCCUGCCUCUCUUCCUGGCCUGGUGCAACAGCAACGAGGGAGAGUGGCAGCUGGCGGUGGGCUUCCUGGCCAUGUCGUCCAUGCUGCUGGCUAGUGGCCUGGGCCUCUUCCUCACCUACACAUGGAAGUGGAUCAGGCUCUCCCUCCUGGGGUCUGGGUUUCUAGCUCUGGGCGUGGCCCAGGCCCUCCUCAUCCUCUUGCUGAUGGCCACAGUCGUGUUCCCUCCAAGGGCAGAGGAGAAGAGCGAGCUGGACAGCUGCUAGUUGUGUCUAAAGGCUUACGUGUGAUUGCAAGAGUUCAGUUUGAACUAUGCUCAGAGAAAGUGCCAGAAAACGGGCUGGUAUGCCUUCUCAGCCUGUUUCAUAGCAAAUGCCGAGCUUAAGCCCUAGCAGACGGGCCCCACCAUAGAGAAGUUGGGGUACCCGGUGUCAAGACCAGGAGGCAGCAAUGGCAGGAUGACUUUUGUGCAGGGUUGUCUGUCCUAUGGGACUUCCAAGGUUCUCAAGGACACCCCCAAGCCACCUAGCUCAUUGUCCCAAGAACUGAUCUGAGCAAGCCAUUCUUACUUCAUCCUCAGGAUGAUGGGGAGAGGAUUCCUGUCACGAGGCCUGAUUUCCAGGAUAAUUUGCCAAAUGUCAAACUGGAACCCAGUGAAGGUUUAUGUCAACAGGUGGGGAACAUUAUGAGACAGCGUGCACCUCGUGUCCCUUGGGGCCCUGAUCGCCAAGCUCCCUCUCUCCGUGGUGGGUGUGAUGUGAUGAGCCCCCUCCCCUGAUACCACUCCUGAAGGCAGAGGGAUUCACUCCAGACAGACCCGUGGGCACAAAGAGAAGCCUCGGCGUCUCUGAAGGCUCUCCUGGAAAGGCUCCUGGACCCGAAACCAGACAAAGCAGGGGCGUCAGCGGGCAAAUCAUUCCUAGCACGAGCCCUGGGAGUUGGGAACAGAAUACACCAACUCCCCAGGAAGGAGAGGAAGGUGAACGAACAGUCCCACAUACGUUUGCGGAGGCUGCCUCUCUCCACUUCUCCACCCAGAACUGCAAAGGAUAAAAGCACAACCUUCGCCUUGGGGAACGGUUUGUAUUUCUCGGCACGUGUGUAUCGGAAAAACCUGGACAGCAAACGAUUGCCUCCUUCCAUGCCUGUCCAAACCACACUGAACAGAGACAGAAAUACGGACUUGGGCGGGUUCUCGUCUGUAGGGUCUCCUGCGGGCUCCUGUCCCACUCUCGCUUUACAACGGCCCAGGGGACAGAGGAUGAGCCGCCAAGUGGAAGGAAGGUGGCAGCGUGGGGGGCGGAUCGCAGGCAGAGCACUGUGGGCAGGACAUCUGCCUCCCGGGCUGCACGGGUGACGGGAACUCGGUUUCAUAUAGGCUUCCUCCUGAGGGAAAGAUCACGCUGACUAAACUGUCGGAAUUCCAGUGAACGUAGCAGCCAUACAUUUUCUUCUUUCAAAAUUAUUAAGUUGACUCUUGGUUCCAGUAAGUGUGAACCCCACGUCUGCCUUUUCCCCGGACCUGGAAGUGAAUAAAGUCAGACCCUCCGAGCUGAGGAGGUGCAGUGCAGAGA